This is a messenger RNA of Caenorhabditis sp. 36 PRJEB53466, 1702 nucleotides long. Lineage: Eukaryota; Metazoa; Nematoda; Chromadorea; Rhabditida; Rhabditidae. The record is from the annotation of a GenBank genome assembly.
AUGUCAAUUUCCGAGUCGGACCGGGCUGCGAUCGAAGAGCUCAGAGCAGCGGUCAAGGACCAUGUGAGUCCGAAGUUUCCGUUUUUUUCGAAUGAAUUUCAACUCAAAUUUGUUCAGCUGACCCCCUACUAUGACACGGAUUUCAAUUUGCUGCGCUGGCUGAAAGGACACGAUUACAAGUUGGAUAUUAUCAAACCGAAACUCAUAAAUCACUUGCUGUUCCGAAAAUCCGAUUGGAAUCUCGAUGAGUUGGCGGAGAGACCCAGAGAUCAUCCGGUGCAUCAUCAUUGGAAGGUUGGUCCCUGGGCGUUUGAUGAAAAAGGAAAAGCUCUUUAGACUGGUCUGACUGGAGAGUCGGGACUGAUCCCGAACACGAUCGUGAACAUUGAGCAGACGGGGUCCAACGACUACUGGGGAAUGCUGAACUCGUACCCGACGAACGAGAUCCUGAGGGCCCGAGUGCACGACCUGGAGAGCAUGCUGAAGGCGGUGAUGGAGCUGGAGCAGAAGACGAAUCAACAGUGCUCGGUCGUCUAUAUUAUGGAUCUGACGGGCAUCAAGAUGGACAAGCGCACGAUGACCCUGCUGACGGGCGGCCUCUCGGCCAUCUCGGCGUUCAUGGCCGAGCACUACGUGGAACUCGUGCACAGCUUCGUGCUCGUCAACGUGCCCGGCUUCAUCUCGGCCAUUUGGAGCAUUGCGAAGCCGCUGUUGCCCGAGCGGACUCGCAACAAAUGCAAUAUUAUGGGGUCGAAUUGGCGCGUGGAGGUGCUGAAGAUGGCCGACGGGGCUUGUCUUCCCGCCUACUGGAACGAUCCCGACGACGACGGACCGUUCACGGCGCCCAUCGAAAAGUGCGUGCCGUUCCCGGAGGAUAAUUAUUACAAGGGAAAGGCGCCCGAGAACGCGGAUCACCUGACGGUCUCGGCCGGAAAGAGCGGAUUUGUAGAGAUCGAGGUCAAGACGGUGGGUCUUUUUUUUGCCUGGUGGUCCGCCAGACAUUAUCUUUGGGCACUUAUAUCUCGAGAUCCAGCAAUUAUUUCAAAAAAUGAUCAACUGAAGAGUUGUUGUAAUUGUUGAGCCCAACAACUUUUUAGUUGAGCAUUUGAUUCCAAAACCCGUCUUUCUUGAGUUAUGGCCUAGUUUCUUAAGGUCUAGGGCGACGUGACGUGCAAUUUAUCAGUGAGAAUAAAAAUUGUUCAAAAGAUGUUGUGUGCUCACCGUAACACAGUUUGUCACAGUCCCUGCUGAUCCAUCAUUCAUUUCUGUGCUCAGUUGCGAAACAGUUGCAAAAUGUCUCUUUUUGCAGGGCCAAACGCUCUCGUGGGAGAUUCACACGAACGGCCACUUCGCAUUCGCCAUUUACGAGUUGCCACUGGUGCCCAACAACUCGGACGACAUCUCCAAUUACACGAGAGUCUACCCACUUUUCAGUGUAAGUAUUUCAGCCCUCUCUUUCGCAACUGUACAUUUCGCAACCGAACAAUCGCUCUCCAAACUAGCCGUGUGUACUUGCAGAAGAUUCCGGGUCCGACGAUGGUUCCGUGCAUCGACAAACUCGUGUGCCCGUCCACAGGUACUCCAUUUCUUACCUUUUCCUCUUCCCAAUCUCACUUCUGCAGCCACGUAUCGCAUUUGGUUCGGAAAUCAGCACGCCUGGUUCCAUACGCUCAAAGUCGAUUAUAUCGUGAAGGCCGAGUGA